This is a messenger RNA of Helianthus annuus (common sunflower), 690 nucleotides long. RefSeq lists its product as uncharacterized. The record is from RefSeq and is a predicted model, not a curated record. Lineage: Eukaryota; Viridiplantae; Streptophyta; Magnoliopsida; Asterales; Asteraceae. Bases 1 to 690 code for a protein of 229 amino acids. The transcript has a single exon.
AUGGCAGCAGAACAACCUCAACUCUUGUUCGAUCUCUUCGAUUCCUACUGGUUUGCUCACCAAAUCUUCAACAAACCCCAAACCCCACCUGCCAAAUCUCCUGAACACAAAGAACCAGCUGCUAAAAUAUCUCAAAAUCUUGAUUUCUCAUCUGUCCCAACAAUUAACAUUAGAUGUCCCAGUGACCAACUGUCCAUCAACUCCAAGCAACAAAAGUUUAUUUCAGACUCCCCAAACUCUGUGCUUAAUCUCCAAACUCCAAAAGAAGUUGAAGAAGAAGAAGAAAAAGAAGUUAUAAUACAAGUGAAGAACAAGAAUUUGAAUAGAGAUGAGAGAAGAAGAAUGAAGAAUAUGAAAAGCAAAAGCAAGAGCAAGAGCUUGUCAGAGCUUGAAUUUGAAGAGCUAAAAGGGUUUAUGGAUUUAGGGUUUUUGUUUUCGGAAAAAGAUAAGGAUACAAGUUUGGUUUCGAUAAUUCCGGGGUUGCAGAGGUUAGGGAAAGAUGAGAAAGAACAAGUGAAUGAUGAUUGUGUUAAUGUUUCGAGACCGUAUCUGUCGGAAGCAUGGGGUGAUAUGGAGAAGAUUAAGGAAGAAGCAUCAAGACUGAUAAGGAUUCCGGUAUAUGGGAAUGAAGCGGAUGUUAAGAAUCAGCUCAGAUUUUGGGCUCAUUCUGUUGCUUCUGUUGUUAGAUGA